This is a messenger RNA of Triplophysa rosa, 1283 nucleotides long. It is a transcript of the gene fgf23, whose product is annotated as fibroblast growth factor 23. Lineage: Eukaryota; Metazoa; Chordata; Actinopteri; Cypriniformes; Nemacheilidae. Gene Ontology annotation, biological process: regulation of cell migration; positive regulation of cell population proliferation; animal organ morphogenesis. Gene Ontology annotation, molecular function: type 1 fibroblast growth factor receptor binding; growth factor activity. The coding region runs from base 1 to 777 and encodes 258 amino acids. The transcript has 3 exons. The record is from RefSeq and is a predicted model, not a curated record. Gene Ontology annotation, cellular component: cytoplasm.
AUGCGUUGCGCACUUUCUAACCUGCCCAUGCUGCAAUCCUCCAUCCUUGCUCUGUGGCUCACAGCUCUCCAGGGAUUCAGACCUGCGGAUACCGCUCCAAAUCCUUCUCCUCUCCUCGGCUCCAACUGGGGGAACCCGCGGAGAUUCAUCCAUCUUCAGACCACUUCUGAUUUGAACAACUUCUACUUGGAGAUCAGCUCUAACGGACACGUGCGCAAAACUACACACCGGGGCUCCUACAGUGUCAUUUUAUUAAAAGCAGAGACCAGAGACCGUCUGGCAAUAUUUGGGGUGAAAAGUAACCGGUUUAUGUGUAUGGACGCAGGAGGCACUAUUUUCACAUCUACAGUUUGCAACAAGGACGACUGUCUUUUUCACCACAAACUGUUGGAAAACAACCGCGACGUCUACUAUUCCAGCAAGAACAAUAUACUUCUUAACUUGGAUGGAGCGAAGCAGGUGUACACAGCAGGGCAAAAUCUCCCUCAAUCAUCUCUCUUUCUAUCAGAGAAGAACACCAUUUCACUGGAGCGUCUGCAGCACAGGGAGAGGAGAAACCGACAGGUGAAUCCAUCUGACCCGCUGAAUGCGCUCCGGCGCGGCGAGGGUUCAGACUCCAGAGCGGUCCAGGAGGACGAUGGAGACUUUGACUUUGAGCCAUCGGAAGGUCAUAACAUCUCGAGAGAAACCCUUGUUUCCCCUUCAGAUGAUGACCCUUGGGACCUUGUUCAGGACAUGAGUCCCAGCAGCCCUCGAAUCGCAGGAAUUGUCGGGUGAAAGUGCUUCAUGGAGUGACUGCGCACCCGACGCUGCUUUGCGCAAGUCGAAGAGCAAAAUGAUGUAGUGUGGCACAAGUAUUUUUGUAAGUCAGUUCAGAGAAAACGAGUUUUUUAAAUUCCAAAACCCGAAGAACUUCGAACCGUCAUGUCUAUCAUGGAAAUACGCAUCAAAAGUGCUGUUUUUUACGCAGCUCUGGGUUGGUUAUUUUUAAGCCCAUACAUUUUAGAGCGACUAUCUUCAAAUAUGGACUACAUUAAAAAACGAUUCUGAUUGAUUGUCUAAAUUAGAUGUGUCCAACUCUUUCCCUAGAGUUCUGCUGAGCCAACCGGUAAUUCAACACACAUGAAUCAUGUAAUCAGCGUCUUCAGGGACACAUUCAAUUGCUGCCAGGUGUAUUGGAACAGAUUGACACCUACUCUUAAAAUUAAUAGGUAUAUGUAAUAAGUGUUUUAUAUUAUUUAUUUUUCACCUGCCAUCCUGAAUUUGUGUCUGGUGCUGGACAC